Molecule: messenger RNA, 2720 nt
Organism: Oncorhynchus nerka (sockeye salmon)
Lineage: Eukaryota; Metazoa; Chordata; Actinopteri; Salmoniformes; Salmonidae
Exons: 6
Coding region: 1784-2518 (244 amino acids)
Source: RefSeq, a predicted model, not a curated record
UCCCUGUAAAGCCUAUUGUACAUCGGACAAUGCAGUUAGAUUAACAAGAAUUUAACCUAUAUCACACCUAUCUACCUAAAUGUUUAAUAUACAUCAUUUUUAUGAUUAUUUAUUUGAAUUGCGCACCCUCCAAUUUCACCGGAUGUUGUCGACUUGCCGUAAGAAGUUUUAAGAACAAAUUCUUAUUUACAUUGACAUGGCCUAGGAACAGUGCGUUAACUGUCUUGUUCAGAACAAUAGAUCUUUACCUUGUCAGCUCAGGGAUUUGAUCUAGAAACUUUUUAGUUACUGGCCCAAUACUCUAACAACUAGGCUACCUGCCAAUCCUAGAUCAUAAUGAAUCAGAUUACAUGGACAGGGGAUACCUGAUCCUAGAUUAGCACUCCUCAUCUGAGACACUGCCUAUAUGAAUAAGGAAUGCUGUUGUAAAGUCUAGUUACAGCAGAUGUUUACUGCCAUCUAGUGGAAGAUACUAAUAAAACACUUUAUUAUCAGGGUGGGGAGACGGCUGAGUGCAGGAUCCAUGGUGAGAUGACAGAGCAGAAAACACUAUAUUAUCAGGGUGGGGAGACGGCUGAGUGCAGGAUCCAUGGUGAGAUGACAGAGCAGAAUACACUAUAUGGAGAGAAGUACAAAUAAAGUAUUUGUGAACAAUAAAGGACAGAGUUAGAGAAAUAAAUACCUGGAAUGACAUAUCAUUACUAGUUAGUAGAUCUCACAGGGUUCUGUUGUCAUUAUUUUACCGUACACCAGUGACGUCAGGAGGGACGUGAUUUCCUCAUAUGAAAGUGAAAGUAAGGUUGUGGUCUACGCCUAUAUAAACCAGCUGUUGAAACCGUAGCGCACAUUUCUCUGGUUACUGUUAUAUAAAGUGAAAGUAAGGUUGUGGUCUACGCCUAUAUAAACCAGCUGUUGAAACCGUAGCGCACAUUUCUCUGGUUACUGUUAUAUAAAGUGAAAGUAAGGUUGUGGUCUACGCCUAUAUAAACCAGCUGUUGAAACCGUAGCGCACAUUUCUCUGGUUACUGUUAUAUAAAGUGAAAGUAAGGUUGUGGUCUACGCCUUUAUAAACCAGCUGUUGAAACUGUAGCGCACAUUUCUCUGCAACAUUAGAAGCAGGAUAAAUGUGUUGAUUUGAAGGACAGACGGACAGACUGGUAAGUCUUGGCUACAUAUAACUAUUAUAAAGUUAGGUCGUAGUCAGACAUUCAAUAGACAGAGUAACCCUGAGAUAUGAUUCUUUAUCAUGCUCAACAACCUGGGCCCGGUUUCCACGAUGGAAUUUAGGCGUAACGUUGGGAACGCAUGAUAAGUGAGCAAACGAUAAUUAACAGAAUACAAAUUGGAGUUGAGCUAUUUUACAAAUAAAAUGGUGCGUAAGCUCGUUUACAUGGGUUUACCCUCCACUACAUCCCCGUUGAUGCGGUGUGCAGCGUAGAGUGCAUAGUCAUUUAUUUUUAUUUCACUUGUAUUUAACUCGGCAAGUCAGAACAAAUUCUUAUUAACAUUGACGACCUACCCCGGCCAAACCUUGACGACGCUGGGCCAAUUGUGCUCCACCCUAUGGGACUCCCAAUCAUGCAGCCUGGAUUCUAACCAGGUCCCGCAGUGACGCAGGAGGCGGGACUCUGCACCACUCGGGAGGCGGGACUCUGCACCACUCGGGAGGCGGCUGAGCUGAAACAGAAAGUCAAGUUGUUGUUUUGUACAGGAUCCAUGGUGAGACAACAGAGCAGAAAACACUACAUGGAGAUGACUGACAAAUAGGGGUCAGUGCUCUAAAAUGAGUCUCUCUGGGGAGAGAGAGGAGGGGGGCCCUGCCUCUAAAAUGAGUCUCUCUGGGGAGAGAGAGGAGGGGGGCCCUGCCUCUAAAAUUCAUCUCUCUGAGGGACAUGACACCAAAGCUAAGAGCCCAAUCAAGCAGGAGAGACCAGCCUCCCCUGUUCCCAGCUGUGUGUCCAUGAAGAGUGACUGGUCUAUGGAUCCUCCUAUAAUGUUUAGAGAGGGAGACUUUUCUACUGAACAAAGACCAAUCAAGCAGGAGAGACCAGCCUCCCCUGUUCCCAGCUGUGUGUCCAUGAAGAGUGACUGGUCUAUGGAUCCUCCUAUAAACUUUAGAGAGGGAGACUUUUCUACUGAACAAAGAAAACAACCGGAGAGAUCAGAGUCAGAGAUUCUCAGUGGUCAGUCUUCCCAGAGUCAUCAAACAGACCUGGCCUCCAUAUUCAGUAUGCUUGAAGAUAAAAUUAUGACAUUUGUGAAGAACGAGCUGAAGAUGUUCAAGAGGAUUCUUAGUCCAGAACUCCCAGAAGGCUUUGAGAGUCAGAAACAGGAUAAGGAAGUGGUGGAUGCUGAAGAUGAGCAGCAGGAGAGCAGUGCCAGAGAGGGGGCUCUGAAGAUCACACUGCACAUCCUGAGGAAAAUGAACCAGAAGGAGCUUGCUGACACACUGGAGAAAUGUAAGAUCUGUCUGCCUCAUGUUGAAUGCUGUUUUAUAACAUUUAAAAGCUGUAGCUAAAGUACAGCUAAAGUAGCUGUGUAACUCAAUGAUAUUGUAGCAGCCUUAACACAACACCUAGUGACCUCAUCAAGUAGCAGCAGGGAUGUGUUGUGGUGAUUCAUUUAGAGAGAGAACAUUAAUAAUACCAUCAAUAAUACCAAUAAUAAUAUAAUCAGUCACACCAGUCUGUAAUGCAUUAUGAAAACAUUUACACAUUUAU